AUCUUUUAUUUUAUUAUUUGAAGUGGUUUCAUCUUUGCUAUUCUGCAACAUUUUUCCUAGAGGCCAGGACAAUUUGUAGACAAAAUAAUUCGUUCGGGUCCGAUAACAAAAGAAACAUCUGCACCGCCGGGUGUGAGACAAUAAUCGAAACUUUUGUUUGCUAGUCCUGAAUGGCGUUCAGAUCCUGAAGAGCUGAGGCUUGUGAAUUUUUUUCUGAUUUAAUUGAUUCUGACCAUCGUGUAUUUUGGAUCACAUAGUUAUGAUGAUGAAUAGAUUUGUGUGACCGAGUGGAUCUCAACCAGUCUCUCCCGCGCCAUAGACUCAGUGCUAAGAUGGCUUCCUCGUUUGACAACGUGCUCUUGUCAACAUUCACCGAUAAACAGCAUUUUGAACUAGUAUCAAAUUAUCCAUUUAGGAUACGUUUGUCGACGAAGGAAGGAGAAGUUCAUGUUGAUUUUUUUAAUGGUGAUACACAUUCAAGAACUGUGGCUGUCAACAAAUCAACAGAAUGUGCAAGACUUGGAAAGCAGGGCUUUGUCAUCACUAAUGAUUUGGGAUCCAUUAUGUUGUGGUUUAACAGCAUUCAUGAUGUGAAAGCUUUUAAAUCAACAAUCAAACAGCUUAGAGAAGGAACAAAAUCUGUCUUUUCUGACAGAACUGAAGAGUCAUCUGCUGUGCAAUAUUUUCAGUUUUAUGGAUAUCUCUCCCAACAACAAAACAUGAUGCAAGACUAUAUACGAACAUCCACAUACCAGAGAGCUAUGCUUGCCAAUUUAUCUGAUUUCCAUGACAAGGUUGUGCUUGAUGUUGGUGCUGGCUCUGGGAUCCUGUCCUUCUUUGCUAUUCAGGCUGGUGCCCGCAGAGUGUAUGCCAUUGAGGCCAGUAGCAUGGCCAAUCAUUGUGAGACCCUGGUAAAAGAGAAUAGCCUGGAUGGUCAGAUCAUCGUCAUUCCAGGCAAAGUUGAGGAAGUUGAUAUUCCUGAGCAGGUUGACACCAUCAUUUCUGAGCCUAUGGGUUACAUGCUCUUCAACGAACGCAUGCUUGAGUCGUAUCUCCAUGCCAAGAAAUGGCUCAAGCCUGGCGGCAAGAUGUACCCAUCACAAGGAGAUCUCCAUAUAGCACCGUUUACAGAUGAAGCACUUUACAUGGAACAGUACACAAAAGCAAAUUUCUGGUACCAAGAGUCAUUUCAUGGUGUGAACUUAUGCUCCCUGCGCAAUGCAGCUGUCUCAGAAUAUUUUAAGCAGCCUAUUGUGGACACAUUUGACAUUCGCAUCUGCCUAGCCAAGUCCAACAAGUUUGUCAUUGACUUCCAGACAGCAGAUGAAAAAGAUCUGCAUGUCAUAGACAUUCCUUUGACUUUCAGUAUGAUGCAAGGGGGCAUGAUCCAUGGCUUGGCUUUCUGGUUUGAGGUCGGCUUUCUGGGCACUGACUAUGCAGUUUGGCUGUCAACAUCCCCUACGGAGCCCCUUACCCACUGGUACCAGGUGCGGUGCUUGGUGGAAACACCAGUGCUGGUCAAGCAGGGUCAGACUUUAACUGGUCAUGUGCGCUUGCGCUGUAACACUAGGCAAAGCUAUGAUGUGGAUAUCGAAAUCAACAUUCCAGGCACUUCAGCAAAGUCCUGCAAUACCCUUGACCUUAAGAAUCCUUUCUUCCGUUACACGGGACAGGCACCGCAGCCACCACCUGGCACUAAUUCUGGUUCUGCUACAGAGCAGUACUGGAACAACUUGGCAGCAGACUUUGAGUCUGGCAUGUCGCUGUAUGCAGGUCAGACGCAGACUUACGUUAACGGAUUCAUGAACGGCAGUGUGGUGGACCUGACGCAGACCGUGCAGCAGCCACCACCACCACAGCAACCACAACAGCAGCCGCAGCAGCAGGGCAUCAUCCAGAACAACUUGAUUGCUGUCUCCAGUGUAGCUCCUAUUAACCCAGGAAGUAUACCCAGUGUUGGACCUUUGGGUAAUAAUGCCAAUGCAAAUGCCAAUCGCACCUCCAUUGGUGGUGGAAUCAGCCCAGUCAACUUCAACAGCACUCAGAAUGUUAUCUGUGGUGGCAUGGGACAUUACCCUGUGAGCAAUCAGUUCAUGAUUGGUGAUUAUGUCAUGCCAGGGACUGUUCUGGUGCAGCAACAAGGGCAGCAGCCACUGAAAAAACAGGACAUUUCUUAAUUACUGAUUCUUCUGCAUCGACUACCAGGACUAGAAACCACCUGAAGUAAAGCCAGGAGCUUAGGAAGUCCUGCUCACCAGACUGUGUAAUUAUGCAACCUGGUACUAGCUUCCCUUAUAUGGAAACUCGUGACAUGUGGCUUUCCUUGCGUCUUAUGUUCAAAGAUUAUUUUGGAGACAGUGUUGGCAGUGAUGACAUACAGUCCUGGCUGACUUAUUUUUGCCACUAUGUGACAAUGCUGCAUUGGUCAAUCAAGUGCCAAGAGAUAUAUUGGAGGCUGUUGACAAUGUACAAACAACAAAAUAGCACCAUCCGCUGCAUACUUGGUUGAGUUUGGGAACUGUUGAAGCAGACCCUCUGCAGUCAUGGAAAGGACAUGAGCAAUCUUGGAAAUUAAUCCUAGUAUCUCAGUAAUUUGGGUAGAAAUGUUGUCUUUGGCAACCAUGGUAUGAUUUAUCAGUUAUUUAAUGCCUUAGUAAUUGGAAUGUCUGACAAAGAAAUUAUAAAUAGUAUGGUAGUUGGUGUUUUGCAAAAAUGGUGUCCUACGGGAGGUGGUCACUUUUGGUCUGCUUAAUAAACUUGUAGGAGGAAAGGUAUUUUGCUCAUAGAUGUCAAUUGCUAGAAUGUUCGUUAAACAGAGGAAUGUCCUGCCGCUGAAAGAAUUUUCUCUUUGCUUUUGCAAAGUUGCAAUGCAGAUUUUUCUGCAAUUGAUUGUGCCACAAGGUUUAGCAGAUAGUGUACCAUGAAUGGUUGGGCUGAUGAUGUAAGAUACCUAACCAUACCCAGGAUUUUUUUACUUUUUUUCCCCCGGUAAUUGUGGAUAAGUAGGUAGAAACUGAUCAUGGCAUUAAAACUGGAUCAGUCAUUGUAUUCUGACCCAGUUCUAAAAUAAAAGCAUUUGUUUAUAUGUUGUGA
This is a messenger RNA of Pomacea canaliculata, 3093 nucleotides long. RefSeq names its product histone-arginine methyltransferase CARMER-like. The record is from RefSeq and is a predicted model, not a curated record. The transcript is spliced from 14 exons. NCBI's taxonomy places the organism in Eukaryota, Metazoa, Mollusca, Gastropoda, Architaenioglossa, Ampullariidae. Gene Ontology annotation, biological process: peptidyl-arginine methylation. The coding region runs from base 333 to 2177 and encodes 614 amino acids. Gene Ontology annotation, molecular function: protein-arginine N-methyltransferase activity.